Messenger RNA from Closterium sp. Naga37s-1, 2952 nucleotides. Lineage: Eukaryota; Viridiplantae; Streptophyta; Zygnematophyceae; Desmidiales; Closteriaceae. The record is from the annotation of a GenBank genome assembly.
AUGGUGUCUUACACCGCGACCAGCAGGCGCAUCAAGAAUGGCGGAAAUCUCGCCAAGGCCUGGAGAGGCAGCAGGAGCGGGAAGGGCUCGGUGGUGUGUGAGACGGCAGACGGCAGCAGCCCGCGCGAUUGGGCUCUGGGCGACGAUAAGGGACACGGGAGGGGCGGCACGGGAGGCUCCACGUGGGAAUUGGAGGAAUCCGAGCAGGCUCGCGCCAAUUGCAAGCCGCGACGGGAGGAGGCCCUCCCGCUGCCUGGCAGCCGUCGAUUGGUGGGCGAUCGGACGGAUCAGACGGGGUACGGGAUGAUAAACGGCAGUCCUAAGGGCCAUGUCAACAGUCAGACUUAUCGCAGUGAAAACGGCUGGCAGAACGGUCAGAAAGCUGGAAACGUGAGCGGCCAGGUGAACGGCCAUGCGAAUGGGAAAGUAAAUGGUCAGGUGAACGGCCAUGCGAACGGGAAAGUAAACGGCCAGGUGAAUGGCUACGCGAACGAGAAAGUGAAUGGUCAGGUGAACGGGAAGGUCAACGGCCAGGUCAAUGGCCAGGUUAACGGCCAAGUUAACGGCCAGGUGAACGGCCAAGUUAACGGCAAGGUUAACGGCCAGGUCAACGGCCAAGUUAACGGCAGAGCCAACGGCCAAAGUAACGGCCAAGUCAAUGGCCAAGUCAACGGCCAGGGACCUGCGAUGGGGCAGUACUCCGAGUACCCGUUUCCGGACGUGAUGCCAUGGGCGUGGGACGGAGACAGCAGCGCGUGGAGCCAUUUCGAAAACGAAAACGCUCCGUCAGGCCAGCAGCGCCUGAGCGACGACGAGAACGGAAAUGCUCAUUCACACGAGACACAGCAUGCUCAUACACACGAGCAGGAAGAUGAUCAGUCCGGUGCCGGCGGCGCCGGGCGCGGAGCGGGUGCUGCUGCUGCUGCGGAAGCGGGGAAUGCGGAAGGGGCGCUUGAGGUUGCGCGCGCGGUUGCGCUGCGGGCUGUAGCGCGGAUGGUGGCGGUACUGGCGGUGUUGCGGUCCGCCUUGCCGUAUGGCAGCUGGUGGCGCAUGGAAGAGGAUGCGGAGAAGGCGCAGGGGCAGGGGAAAGCGUCUGGGGAUGACAUGGGGUACGAGGUGGCGGCCGGUGAGGGGAAGGGGGAAGGCGGAGCGGGGGCGGCGGAAGAUGAGGGGGUGGGGAGCCUGGGGGAUGCGGGUCGGAAGCUGUGGCGAUUCUGUGCGCCGGAUAAGGGACUGGUGGUGGUGGCUUUUGUCUUCCUGUCACUUGCUGCGAUAUCGGAGGUGACGAUUCCGCAUUUGCUGGCGUCGACCAUCUUCGCGGCGUCCAACAACAUGGGCGCGCAGUUCAACCACAACGCCAAGCUGCUCGUCGCGCUCACGCUCGCCUGCGGUGCUUUCAGUGGGCUGCGCUCCUUCUGCUUCACGGUGCUCAACAUGCGCAUGGUGUGCCGCAUGCGGGAGGCGCUCUUCUCAACUAUCAUGCACCAGGACGUGAGUUUUUUUGACAAGGAAUCAGUGGGCGACCUGACCUCGCGCCUGGGCGCGGACUGCCAGCAGGUGGCGCAGAGCACAGCGGGGGACGUCAAUGUGAUGCUGCGCAACGCCCUGCAGGGGGCGGGCGCCAUGUGCUUCCUGCUGCGCCUCUCCUGGCGCAUGGCGCUCAUCUCCGCGGGGCUGUGCGCCCUCAUGUGGUGCUGCCUUGUUGCAUACGGCAGGUUCCAGAGGGAAAGCGCCCGGCUCAUCCAAGACACUGUCGCAUCUGCCAAUGAGGUCGCAGAGGAGACCAUCUCACUGGCUCGUGUGGUCCGCACUUUUGGCACGGAGCAGCAGGAAGUCAACAGGUACAAGGUUCCGCUGCAGCGCCUGCAGCAUGUGGGUCUCAGGCGCUCUGUGGCGUAUGGCAUGUGGAACUUCGGGGGCAACACCAUCUACAAUGCCACUCAGGUCCUCGCACUGAUCAUGGGCGGCAGUGCAGUGAUGGCGGGAGCCAUAACAGCGGAGCAGCUGACGCAGUUCAUUCUGUACGCCGAGUGGGUCGUGCACGCCACCUGGUGGGUGGGCGACCACUGGGCGUCCCUCAUGGACUCCCUGGGCGCCUGCAGCCGCGUCUUUCAACUGCUGGACCUGGCACCGGCACCACAGCUCGCAAACACAAAAGGCUUACAAAUGCCAUGGCUGCAAGGCAAGAUUGAGUUCCGAGAUGUGUCCUUCCGAUACCCAACCCGCCCUGAGGCCUCUGUGCUGUCCCAUGUGAGUCUCACCAUCAAUCCAGGCGAGCUGGUGGCGCUGGUGGGGCUGAGUGGCAGUGGGAAAAGCACUCUCGUGGGGCUGCUGCAGCAGCACUACGAGCCCACACACGGAGAGAUUCUUCUGGACGGUGUUCCUAUAAAGGAGUUUGACACGAAAUGGCUGCGCGGGCAGAUGGGGGUAGUCAGCCAAGAGCCUCGUCUCUUCAGCACAGACGUGGCAGCAAACAUUUCAUACGGCUCGGGCAGCCGAAAAAAGAGCCACGAGGAGAUCACACGCGCGGCCUGCGCGGCGAACGCACACGAUUUUGUUUCCGAGCUGCCCGAGGGGUACGCGACAGUGGUGGACAACUCGCGGCUGAGCGGCGGGCAGAAGCAAAGAAUUGCGAUUGCCCGGGCCCUGGUGCGGGACCCGAAGAUAUUGAUUCUGGAUGAGGCGACGAGUGCGCUGGAUGUGGAGAGUGAGAGGAACGUGCAGGGGGCACUGGAUGAGGCGAUGCGGAAGGGGAAGAACGGCCGGCGCGAUCGCACCGUCAUUGUGAUUGCACACAGGUUGUCAACAAUCCAGGCAGCAGACCGCAUUGUGGUGAUGGCUCAUGGCAGGAUAACGGAGGUGGGCACACAUGCACAGCUCAUGGCAAAGGGUGGUGAAUAUGCAAGGCUGGUGAACAUGCACGACCAGGCACCAGCAUUCGCAAUGCCUUAA